Messenger RNA from Phytophthora nicotianae INRA-310, 1626 nucleotides. RefSeq lists its product as hypothetical. Lineage: Eukaryota; Oomycota; Peronosporomycetes; Peronosporales; Peronosporaceae. The transcript has a single exon. The record is from RefSeq and is a predicted model, not a curated record. The coding region runs from base 1 to 1626 and encodes 541 amino acids.
AUGGUAAUAGCGUUUCUGAGUUCAAUAUUGACGCUCACUACACUCUAUUCACUCUCGGUACAAGUGGAGCCUUCACUAGCGCUUGAUCAUCAGCAGCUCGGUGGGCUCCAAGCCCAGACAGCUAAUACAGAAUGGCCGUCGCUUCGCUUCUACUUCACGAUCAAGCGCAGCUCCAUGAAACUCCACGGCCAAUCCAGCUUCUCUGUGUUCGCAAGACCCGUUCUCUCCGACAGCAAUGGGACUACCAACGUUCUCUACGAUACAUUUACUUCGUUCGCACAGGGCUCAACGAGUUACAACUACAUCACCAUCGAUGGCGUGGCAUACGUAUCGCGGAGUUCUCCUGAGACUGGCACUCCAUUGGUUCAGUGUGUCAAUUCCGUUGCCGUACCUUCGAUCAACUCGUUUGUUGCGGCGUUGAGUGAAGCUACAUCGGUGUCAAGUAUAUCUGCAAGCAACGGUAGUGCUAUUGAAUGCUCAAGUGGCAGUAACUUCAAGGUCACAGUGAAUGGCGUUGAUUUUGGAGUGUGUGCGUCGGGUUCGUCAGGCUUUACGAUAUAUGGCAGCGAUAUUGACAUUACAGUGGAAUAUUUAUCAAGCCACGUGGAGAUUUUACCACCGAUAGGAAUUGUUGGGACGACAGGCGAUUGUAAAGUGAUGUCAGUACCAACAUCAGUAUCGACAAUUGGGAGGUCUUUGCUCACGGGCGAACCGGUUUCUCUUGAUUCUAAAAGGAUGCUGCAGGCUGCAAUUGACUUUUCGCUGGAUGACGAGAAAUGCUCGUGCAAGUCAAAGCCACGACCAUGUAUUUUCAUUCAUGGUUUAGGAAUUCGCAAAGAGGAACCGCAAAACGCCGACGAACGACCGAAGUACUGGGGCGAUUUGACAGACCACGCCCCAUGUUGUUCAUCGAUGAAGUACGCAGUCCUCGAUACUAUAAAAUACGCCUGGACCGAUAAAACUCAACAGCAAAAAGUGUGUGAUCGGAUGCUCGCAGUGAGCGAAACUAGUCGUGGAACUACAGUUUCUGACACGAUUAUCAUCUCGCACUCCAUGGGUGGACUCAUGGUGGCUGGUGCUAUUGCGACGGGAGCAUGCAGUCUCGCGUCUAGCUCUACGUGGAUCAGCACAGCGUCUCCCAUGACUGGGAGUAUGUCGUCCGAUUACUUCCAGGAUUCCUGUAAGGAUGACACAAUUCUUUUCAUGGAAAUCUUCGUGGACCUCACUGGCCUUUGUCCUGCCGGUGACGGGAUUCAAUCGUUAGCCUACCAGAACGAAACUUACAGCUCGAAGAAGCUGGACGCGGCGUAUGUGGCUGCUCAAACGGCGUACCGCCGCAAUGUGUAUGCUCUCAUGUGCAGCAACCAAUACGCCGGGAUUUAUUCCAUUGAGCAUUUGCAGUAUCGGACGCUGGGCAAUGUCGUUCCGCACAAAUCCGACAAGAACGAUGGAAUGGUGGAGUUCCAGAGUUGCGCGGCAGGGAUUCCUGAGUCCAAAUUUGGCAAUUCCUAUCGUGACAGAUUCUACGCGACGAACCUCAAUCAUGCCGAUGCAGCGUUCCGACAUGGCGACUCGCUCUUAGAUACGACAAAGAUGCCUGUAAAAUGGUUCGAGUGUCUACUGUAG